Messenger RNA from Drosophila santomea, 432 nucleotides. RefSeq names its product enhancer of split m6 protein (gene E(spl)m6-BFM). The coding region runs from base 58 to 270 and encodes 70 amino acids. The transcript has a single exon. Lineage: Eukaryota; Metazoa; Arthropoda; Insecta; Diptera; Drosophilidae. The record is from RefSeq and is a predicted model, not a curated record.
GAAUCAACGCGCUAAGAACUUUUAUUCGUAAAGUGAUACCACACUCUUGCCAUAAUCAUGUCGAAAGUAAAGAACUUAUUGGCCAAAAUGCUGCAGCGAUUUGGCAAAAACAGCUCACAUGCCGACAGUCAGCGGUACGAUAGCCUGGAGGAGAUUGCCCAGAACCAGGCCAACGAGAGGAUGUUGAGGGCAACUCAAGUGGGAUUGGAGGAGCACCUCGUCAUCUGCUUGGAGACGGAAGCGGGCAGCUUCUACUGGCACUCGCAGUAGCAGCAAACGGAGGAACACCACCUGCCAGACAAAUCUGGAAUGAAUCAUUGCUGAGAAUCAAAACAUCCGAUUACGAAAUUGCUCUCAUGUCAACAACCGCAAUUAUAGUAAAUAGUUAGUUGCAACAGAAGGAACUACACUACAAAAGAUGAAGCAACCAAC